GCUAUUUUAUCGUUUGUUAAUCAAAUGCUUAUUUAGGGCCCUGUUUUAUUAACUCUCUGCAGCAGGUGCCUGAGUGGGGCUGGGGACACGGGCACCUCCAGGCCGUGCCACGUGCCCUGUCCCCAGUGUCACCAUCUCUGUCGUGUCCUCCUGUGUGGUUCCCACAGCCCCAGUCAAUGCUGAGGGAUGCCUGACACCGCCAGAGAUGCCGUCGCCCCCCUUGGGACAGUGGGGACACCGCCAGUCCCCAUGUACCAUGUGUGUGCCCACUCCCAGGAGCCACCAUGCCUUGUGGCACGAGAGUGGGGUGUGCACCCCAUGGCUCCCACUGGGUAGGAUGCAGUGGGCAGGAUGUGGCCCUGGUGAUGUUCAGGGGGAUGGGAGCAGCGGGCACUGUGCUGUGCCCUGGGGGAGUGAGCGAUGUCCCUUAUUGGUCACAGUCCAUUUGCUUUUCAUUAGCGCUAAGUGCAGACAUGAGGGAUCGGUGUGGGUUCAGUGGGCACAGCCACCGUGCUGCUCCUUUUGCAGACAGAUGGGGGAGGGAGGACUGGUGGCAUGGUGGGGGGGGACAGCUGCAGGACAUGGGGCCAUUGGUGUCCCUGGAGGUGGCUGAUCCUCCGUGUCCCCGUAGGCGCCCAGCAGAGUGUGACAGUGGCCAGCCCUGCAUCAGGCGCUUCCCCUGAUCUGCUGCCUCACUUCCUGCUGGAGCCCGACGAUGUCUACAUUGUGAAGAACAAGGCAGUGAGCCUGGCCUGCCGUGCCACCCCUGCCACACAGAUCUACUUCAAGUGCAAUGGGGAGUGGGUGCACCAAGGUGAUCACAUCACGCAGCGCAGCACUGACCGCAGCACUGGGCUGCCUGUGAUGGAGGUGCGCAUUGAGAUCACCCGCCAGCAAGUGGAGAAGCUCUUUGGUCUGGAGGAGUACUGGUGCCAGUGUGUGGCAUGGAGCUCCUCUGGCACCACCAAGAGCCAGAAGGCCUUUGUGCGCAUUGCCUAUCUGCGCAAGAACUUUGAACAGGAGCCAACAGCCAGGGAGGUGUCCCUCGAGCAGGGUGUUGUGCUGCCGUGCCGCCCUCCUGAGGGCAUCCCUCCUGCUGAGGUGGAGUGGCUGCGCAAUGAGGAGCUGGUGGACCCGGCGCUGGACGCCAACGUCUUGGUGACGCCGGAGCACAGCCUGGUGCUGCGCCAAGCCCGCCUGGCCGACACUGCCAACUACACCUGCGUGGCCAAAAACAUCGUGGCACGCCGCCGCAGCGCCUCCGCCGCCAUCACCGUCUAUGUGAAUGGUGGCUGGUCGACGUGGACACAGUGGUCGGGCUGCAGCACCAGCUGCGGACGGGGCUGGCAGAAGCGCAGCCGGACUUGCACCAACCCCACGCCCCUCAACGGGGGAGCUUUCUGUGAGGGGCAAAAUGUGCAGAAAAGCGCCUGCACCACCCUCUGCCCAGUGGAUGGAGACUGGUCGGAGUGGAGCAAGUGGUCGGUGUGUGGGGCCGAGUGCACACACUGGCGGAGCCGCGAGUGCUCUGAGCCUGCACCCCGCAAUGGAGGUCAGGAGUGCCACGGCCCCGAGCUGGAGACCCACAACUGCACCUCCGAGCUGUGCAGCCCCACCGCCCCGGGUGCCGAGGACCUGGCGCUGUACGUGGGGCUGAUUGCCGUGGCCGUGUGCCUGGUGCUGCUGCUGCUGGUGGGUGUGCUGGUGUACUGCCGCAAGAAAGGUGGCCUGGACGCCGAUGUGGCGGACUCCUCCAUCCUCACCACUGGUUUCCAACCUGUCAGCAUCAAGCCCAGCAAGGCUGACAACCUGCUCACCAUCCAGCCCGACCUCAGCACCACCACCAUGACCUACCAGGGCUCGCUGUGCCCACGCCAGGACGGCCCUGCCAAGCUCCAGCUCCCCAACGGGCACCUGCUGAGCCCACUGGGCGCCGGGCGGCACACGCUGCACCACAGCUCACCUGCUGCCGAGGGAGCUGACUUCAUGGCCCGGCUCUCCACCCAGAGCUAUUUCCGCUCGCUGCCCCGCGGCACCACCAACAUGGCCUACGGCACCUUCAACUUCCUGGGGGGGCGGCUCAUGAUCCCCAACACAGGUGUCAGCUUGCUGAUCCCUCCCGACGCCAUCCCCCGGGGGAAGAUCUACGAGGUGUACCUCACGCUGCACAAGCACGAGGAGGUGAGGCUGCCCCUGGCCGGCUGCCAGACGCUGCUGAGCCCUAUCGUCAGCUGCGGCCCCCCCGGCGUGCUGCUCACCCGUCCCGCCAUCCUGGCCAUGGGGCACUGCGUGGAGGCGGGCGCUGAGCACUGGAGCCUGCGGCUGAAGAAGCAGUCGUGCGAGGGGACGUGGGAGGACGUGCUGCAGCUGGGCGCCGAGCCGCGCACCGAGCUGUACUACUGCCAGCUGGAGGCACAGGCGUGCUACGUCUUCACGGAGCAGCUGGGCCGCUUCGCGCUGGUGGGCGAGUCGCUCAGCAUGGCGGCCUCCAAGCGCCUCAAGCUGGUCCUCUUCGCGCCCACCGCCUGCCCCUCGCUUGAGUACAACAUCCGUGUCUACUGCCUCAGUGACACGCAGGAUGCGCUGAAGGAGGUGAUGCAGCUGGAGAAGCAGAUGGGAGGGCAGCUGAUCGGGACCCCCCGUGUACUGCAUUUCAAGGACAGCUACCACAACCUGCGGCUCUCCAUCCACGACAUGCCCAGCUCCCUCUGGAAGAGCAAGCUGCUUGCCAGUUACCAGGAAAUCCCCUUCUACCACAUCUGGAGCGGGCUGCAGCCCUACCUGCACUGCACCUUCACCCUGGAGCGCCUCAGCCCCAGCACCUGCGAGCUGGCCUGCAAGAUCUGGAUCUGGCAGGUGGAGGGCGAUGGGCAGAGCUUCACCAUCAACUGCAACAUCGCCAAGGACACGAGGUUUUCGGACUGGUUGGUCCCUGACAGUGAGGUGGGUUCCCCGGCCCUGGUGGGUCCCAGUGCCUUCAAGAUCCCCUUCCUCAUCCGCCAGAAGAUCAUCAGCAGCCUGGACACGCCGUGCGCCCGUGGGGCCGACUGGAGGACACUGGCCCAGAAACUCAACCUUGACAGCCAUGUCAGCUUCUACGCCUCCAAGCCCAGCCCCACGGCCAUGAUCCUCAACCUGUGGGAGGCCCGACACUUCCCCAACGGCAACCUCUCACAGCUGGCCGCUGCCGUGGCCGAGGUGGGCAAGCAGGACAGUGCCCUCUUCGCCGUGUCUGAAGCCGAGUGCUGAGUUCCUGGGCUCUGUGGGGCAGGGUGGGGGCCCCGGCCGGCCCCUGGGCCCCACUGCUGCCCCACAGCCCCUGGCCU
Molecule: messenger RNA, 3326 nt
Organism: Phasianus colchicus (ring-necked pheasant)
Lineage: Eukaryota; Metazoa; Chordata; Aves; Galliformes; Phasianidae
Gene: UNC5A
Product: unc-5 netrin receptor A
Biological process (GO): anterior/posterior axon guidance; netrin-activated signaling pathway
Cellular component (GO): membrane
Molecular function (GO): netrin receptor activity; protein binding
Source: RefSeq, a predicted model, not a curated record